Molecule: messenger RNA, 251 nt
Organism: Symbiodinium pilosum
Lineage: Eukaryota; Dinophyceae; Suessiales; Symbiodiniaceae
Source: the annotation of a GenBank genome assembly
GUACAGAUGACUACUUCAUGACCAGCGGUUUUUGCAUUGAUGUUGGGCUGUAUGACGUCGUCACCGGACGGCGCAUCAAGACGUUCCGAAAUUUGCACCAGAACUUUAUCAAUAUACUACGCUUUUCGCACCGAACUCCGCAGCUCUUUGCAACGGCGUCCUUCGAUCACACCUGCAAGGUUUGGGAUCUACGGGACCCCAAUCUGAAUGCGGACAAACCGGUUGCCUGCUGCAGCACGGACACGUUGAAU